UCUGUGAAGACCGCAGCGUUCAUUGUUUCACUGAGGAUCAUCUCAUCUGGACAGGGAUCAUGGCCUACCAGUUCAAACUGGCUGAAAAACUGCUCAUACUCAAUGAACGGGGUCAAGGAGUGCUGAUCAGGAUGAACCACAUUAAAAAAGUAUGCACAGACUCAAAGCGAAGACCAUCAUACUUCACUGAAAAAAGCAUGGAGUCUUCUGUAAAAUACAUCAACAGAAAAUUCCCCAACAUUGACAUCAGGGGUGGCAGUCAACAUCUGAGCAGCGUACAGAAGCAGAAGUCAGUUGUGUUGGAGGGCCUGCACAGUUACUACGAGUCCUUCAUUGAUGUCAUGGAGUUCAGGGACCAUGUUUAUGAGUUGCUCAACACAAUAGAUGCCUGCCAGUGCUACUUUGACAUAGCUGUAAAUUUUGACCUCACCAAGAACUACCUGGACCUUAUCGUCACCUACGCCUCAGUCAUUUACAUGCUGUCCCGUAUUGAUGACAAGAAGGCGAUUGUCGGAAUGUAUAACUGUGCAUUUGAGUUCUGCAAUGGAAACAGUGAUCCCUCAUUCCCUCGACUUGGUCAGAUGUUUAUUGAGUACGACCAUCCCUGGAAAAAACUUUCAGAGGAGUUUGGUCCCCACACCAAGUCUGUGACAGGGGCUCUCCUCUCGCUACGCAUGGUGUAUCCACGGAGGAAUCUGUCUGCUGAUCAGUGGCGCAGCGCUCAGCUCUUGUCUCUGCUGGCGUCCCCUGCUGCCAUGCUCAGCCCUACAUGCUGUGACACCAUGGCUUGUGAGUAUCUGUCCAUGGAGGUGAUGGAGCGCUGGAUCCUCAUUGGCUUCCUGUUGUGCCAUAGCAGUCUAAACGCCAAUGCAGACUCUCAGAAUCUGUGGAAGAUGGCCCUGCGUAACGGCCUGUACCUCACAGUCAUCAGAGACGAGAUUCUCAACAUACACAAGCUCUCCGAGGACUUCUUCGACAGUCUCAAAGGGUACAGUAAGCGCAUUCCCGACAUCAAAGAAUGUAAAGAGUAUGUCAUCAUUAACUGCGGGGCAUUGCGGAGAGAGAAGCGCAACUUCCUGAGAAAUGCUCUGAAGGAACUUACCAAAGUUUUGGAGGAUGAACCUGCUUUGCUUGGACCCAAGGCUUUGUUUGUGUUCAUGGCGCUGUCGUUCUCCCGAGAUGAAGUGCUCUGGCUUGUGCGUCAUGCUGAGAACAUCCCCAAAACCAAGACCCCGGAGGACUACGCAGACUCACAGAUGGCAGAGCUCCUCUACUACAUGGAAAAGCUGCGCACUCUAUUGGCUCAACACAGAUAUGUUAUACAACGCUACCAUCUGCAGUACUUGUCACAGUAUGAUGCUCUAGCGCUGAACGACACCAUUCAGGGUAUGUACGUCUGUCCGGAGGAAGAAUCCGUUCUUAUGUCGUCGUUUGUCUCAACUCUGUCCGCACUGAGUCUCAAGCACUUGGAUGCAGGAGAAGAGUUUGAUCUGAAACCAUUCAGACUGGACUGGUUAAGAUUGCAGGUGUACACCAGUGCUGGUAAAGCUGCUCUGGCACUGAAGGACUACCCUGAUCUUGCCAAGGUCAUGAACAUGGCCCAGUUUCACACUAGGAUGAUGGACAAUAUGAAUGAACUCCUCUGUGAGACGGCUGAUCUCUCUAUUCUCUGUUUCCACGCGCGUGUGUUUGAGAAGCUGUUCUCUCAGAGCAGUGAGGAUGUGUCCAUGCAGCGCUACCUCACGGCUUUCCCAGUCAUCUGUUCACACUUCAGUCAGUGUCUCCAUCCGAUCUGUCCAGAGGAGACUGAGGAAAUAGAGAAUCAAAGCUUGAAGCUGUGUGUGAGCUUUCUGGAGGAGAUUUCCCGACAGACGUGUACGGUUGUGCUGGAGAUAUGUGCUGAACAGUGUAACCUACAUGAGAAGUUACUGCCCAAAUACAGUGCUGAGACCAUCAGUACAGCACGCAACAAAAAACUGAAGAAGUCAUUACCAAAGAAAGGAGACGUGCCUAAAGUGAAACCAGGGGCAGAAAGCCUCAGGAAGGACAGAGCCAUCGUCACAAAACACAAAUUCGUCUGGUCCAAGAACUACAUGGAAAUGACAGAACCUGAACGCAUGACCUUAGAGACCAAGGGCUGUGAGAAUGUUUUGAAGAGAAUGACGAUUAUUGGUGUGAUUCUGUCAUUUCGCGCUAUGGUCCAAGAAGCUCUUGCGGAGAUCAUGGACAGACACUGCCCAUUUCUAACGAGACCCAUCAAAUGCCUAAAGGACUUCAUCUACCCUGAAGGUGACAUCAAGGUCACACUCAGUGUAUAUGAAAUGGCUUCAGCAGCUGGUUUGCCUUGUGAGAUCGACCCUACGCUGGUUUCAGCGAUAGCAAACAUGCAGACAGACAACUCGUCCAUUGAGGAGGAGUUCAAAAUUACGUGCCUGCUGCUGGUUUAUAUAGCCGUGUCUUUACCCACCCUGUGCCUGGAUCCAAACUCUUUCUACCGCCGAGAACAUGGAGGUCAUCAAAACAACAUUCAUUGCUUAGCCACUGCAGUUAACCAUCUUGCUGCAGCUAUGUUCACUGUCCAGAGAAAAAAUAUCCAGACACAGCUUCAAGAAUUCCUGAAGGUGGCAUCAUCUAUCUUACUGCAAUUAGGUCAGAAUGUGGAGCGAAUGGAAAUAAAGAACAGAGAUUCCGUUUAUCUCAUUCUACACAUGAUAGUGGAGCAGUCACCGUUCCUGAGUCAAGACAUGCUGGAAAUGUGUUUUCCAUAUGUACUCCUCCGAAACGCUUACAGAGAGGUGCACAAGACUUUCAUCCACACUAUGGGCUAAACUUAUGAGGAUGUAAAAUCACGACUUUGUUUUUGUACGUAUCAUAGUUUAACAAUUUAAAUUGAUAUUCAGCUGGUUUAAUUUUUAUUGUGAAUACUUGUCUAAGUAGAUUCCAGUGGACUCUGGUGAAAUUAGGGUCGAAAUAAAGUGUUACCGAAAAUAACAAUAUAUAGAAAGGUGUUAGCAGUAUACAGCUGCAUAUAAUACUUAUUUAAGUUUUAACCUUGUUAACACGAUGAUUAAUAACAGAAAGUUGUAUUUUCAUGUAGGUCAUUCUCACGAGCUGUUGCAUUAUACAAAUUCACUGAUAACCAUAAUUUGCACAUUUUUAAAAAUCUUCUUUAUUGCUCCAGAAUAUAAGUAGAAAUUGCAGUGCCUAGCAGAAGCAUCUAAACCAGUAUAUAAUAAUAACCUGCUAGCAUACUAAAAUAGUUUCUAGACAAUGACUGUGCUGUACAUUGCACAAUUGUAUUUUUUUUUUAAUGCAUUUAAAUUGUAAAGCUUUUUCUAGAAAUGAUCAAAAAUUUGAUUUAUAAAGUGAAAAUGUUAUCGAAUAAA
Molecule: messenger RNA, 3386 nt
Organism: Sinocyclocheilus rhinocerous
Lineage: Eukaryota; Metazoa; Chordata; Actinopteri; Cypriniformes; Cyprinidae
Product: nck-associated protein 1-like
Exons: 27
Coding region: 60-2828 (922 amino acids)
Biological process (GO): neuron projection morphogenesis; cell morphogenesis; cell migration
Cellular component (GO): SCAR complex
Source: RefSeq, a predicted model, not a curated record